Molecule: messenger RNA, 3655 nt
Organism: Aspergillus saccharolyticus JOP 1030-1
Lineage: Eukaryota; Fungi; Ascomycota; Eurotiomycetes; Eurotiales; Aspergillaceae
Gene: rna14
Product: cleavage polyadenylation factor subunit RNA14
Exons: 6
Coding region: 280-3318 (1012 amino acids)
Biological process (GO): mRNA 3'-end processing
Cellular component (GO): nucleus
Molecular function (GO): protein binding; mRNA binding
Source: RefSeq, a predicted model, not a curated record
CUCAAACUGCACCUCAUCUCCAUCGGUGUGAUCCAUACCUGUGAGAUCCACCCAGGAGCGUUUUCAUUUUUAUUGUCCGGAUUCUACGUACUUGUGUGCACUUCCCCUCUUUCUCUUUUACUUUGGUACCCUUUGGAGCUUCUACCAAAAGACUUGUGUUGAUUCCUUUGUCCUUUUCCCCGAUCGCUCUAGGUUGGCAGCACCGCCCGCUCAACCCUCACCUUUCUCCGUAGUCUGAAUCUUCGACCCUUAUCGCAAGCGAGACCACAUCUUUUUGUCAUGGCCGAAGAUGAUGCUGAGAACGCCUUUUUCCAGGCUCAGGCAAUGAAUGCAGACUCUGUGGACUAUAAGGCUGUUGAAGAGCAAGGUGCAGAUAGUUCAGAUUCAGAUGAUUAUGACCCUUCAAAAACUCUACCAGAUCAGUAUUCUGUUCCCUUGACAGAUUCCAACCAAAGUGAAAAUGUUCCUGCCGUUGCUCCUCCUUCCGAGUCCACCCCUCCCCCAGACCAGAUCUCUUCUUCCCGUGCCCCCGAAUCAGACCCUAGUCAGCAAGCUGGCGAUACCUACCCUUCCCAAACACCUUCCCGAGCUGAGUCUCAGGCAUCAACAUCUGGCCUUGCCACUGGGGCUUCUGUUCCGCCCAAGACUAGGACGAUUGGGGGGUUUGUGGUUGAGGAUGAGGAUGAGGAUGAUGCGGGUGAUGCAGAUUAUGAGCCGCCGGCUGUACUAGGUGUCGAAGACAUGAAUACUAUACCUUCGCAACCCAUUUCAGGCAAUGCAAAUGAAGCUACUUCUACCCCUGAUGUAUCAUUGGAUGAGACUGCGCAGGAGUCUGCCAGCGUCAAGAAUGUCCCUAAUAGCUCUUUUUCUGCUGCUUCUAAACAUGAUGCGCCUGUGGCUUCGGGCCAGGAGUUGUACAACGCGCGUACUCUACAGCCGGAUAGCGCACAAGAGAGCACUGCAGCUACUCCCCAGCCGGAAUCUCCCUCCAUGUCCAAGGGCCGCCUGCCUCACGAUCGAAUUGGCAUCCUAGAAGACAGGAUCAAGGAAGACCCGCGAGGUGACAUGCCUGCCUGGCUGGAGCUGAUUAACGAGCACAGAAGCCGCAAUCGGAUUGACAAUGCCCGCGACGUCUAUGAGCGCUUCUUGAAAGUGUUUCCCUUCUCGGCCGAACAAUGGGUGGCGUACGCAAACAUGGAAGCGGAGCUCAACGAACUCUUUCGAUUGGAACAAAUCUUCAGCCGGACCCUUCUGACCAUUCCUGAUGUGCAACUGUGGUCGGUAUAUUUGGACUACGUGCGCCGGCGGAAUCCCUUGACAACCGACACCACGGGCCAAGCGAGGAGAAUCAUUACUGCGGCUUAUGACCUCGCCUUUCAACAUGUCGGCGUCGAUAAGGACUCUGGCUCCAUCUGGUCAGAGUACGUCCAAUUCAUCCGCUCGGGUCCUGGAAAUGUUGGAGGGUCUGGCUGGCAAGAUCAACAGAAGAUGGACCUCCUCCGGAAGGCUUACCAAAAAGCCAUCUGCGUGCCCACUCAGGCGGUUAACACUCUCUGGAAAGAGUAUGAUCAGUUUGAGAUGGGACUGAACAAGAUGACGGGCCGCAAGUUCCUGCAGGAACAAUCGCCAGCAUAUAUGACCGCCCGCAGCUCUUUCACCGAGCUGCAGAACAUCACGCAAAAUUUGAACCGCACGACCCUGCCAAGGUUGCCUCCCGUGCCUGGCUCUGACGGUGACAUUGAGUAUGCGCAACAAGUGGAUAUUUGGAAGCGCUGGAUCAAGUGGGAGAAGGGCGACCCUCUCGUGCUAAAGGAGGACGACGCUGCCACCUACAAAGCCCGGGUCGUUUACGUUUAUAAACAAGCUCUCAUGGCUCUCAGAUUCUUGCCCGAAAUGUGGUUUGAAGCAGCUGAGUUCUGCUUUCAUAAUGAGAUGGACCAUGAUGGAAAUGAAUUCCUGAAACAUGGCAUUGACGCUAAUCCCGAAAGCUGUUUGCUUGCGUUUAAGCGCGCGGACCGGUUGGAAAUCAACACCGAGUCGGAGCAGGACCCCAUCGUUCGCGGUGCCAAAGUCCGCGAACCUUACGACAGAUUGCUCGACUCACUCUACGAGCUGAUUGCCAAGGCCCGCACCCGCGAGGAUCAAGAUGUUGCUCGCCUGGAAGAAACAUUCGCCAAGAUGCAACCCGAGAAGCCACCGUCGAAGAACGAUGACGACGACGAUGAUGAUCAGGAGGCCAAGGCGCGGGAAUCUAUCAAGAAAUCCCAGAUUGAAGCCGUCCGAAAUGCACAUGCGAUUCAAAUUGGCAUUCUGUCCAAGACCGUUUCCUUCGCCUGGAUUGCUCUCAUGCGCGCGAUGCGUCGCAUUCAGGGUAAGGGCAAGCUCAACGAGAUGCCCGGAUCGAGGUCGAUCUUCCAAGAUGCUCGGAAGCGGGGCCGCAUCACGAGUGAUGUUUAUAUAGCAAGUGCUCUUAUAGAAUAUCAUUGUUACAAGGACCCUGCCGCUACCAAGAUUUUCGAGCGGGGGGCAAAGCUUUUCCCAGAGGAUGAGAAUUUCGCUUUGGAGUACUUGAAGCACCUUAUUGAUAUCAACGAUGUCAUUAAUGCUAGAGCAGUCUUUGAGAUGACUGUGAGGAAAUUAGCCUCCAACCCCGAGAACGUGCACAAGACCAAGCCCAUCUUUGCUUUUCUCCACGAAUACGAGUCGCGCUACGGCGAUCUUGUCCAAGUCAUCAACCUCGAGACCCGUAUGCGUGAAUUGUUCCCGGAAGAUCCAACCUUGGAGCAAUUCGCCCACCGUUUCUCGACCCCGACUUUCGACCCCACAGCAGUGCAUCCUAUCAUCUCACCCUCCCAGACCAGACCCAAGCCGACGGCAUAUGGGGCAGAUCAAAUGAUGUCCCGUCACGGCACUCCCAAUUCCCGAUUCCAGGAUCCGUCUAUCACGAACUCGCCCAAGCGGCAGUUAGAGGAGUUUGAUGACGACAUGGGCCGCCCACGCAAGUUCGUGCGGGCUGAAUCUCCUCUCAAGACCACGCAGAGACGCCAGCUGGACCAGAAACGGACUCAGCAGACAAUGGCCAACCAAUCGCAGUUCAGAUCCCAAGGGUCCCCUGCUCCUCUUCCCCGUGACAUUGUCUACCUCCUAAGUGUGAUUCCUCCGGCUUCUGCUUACAAUGCCGGGCGCUUCUCUCCGGAGAAAAUGGUCGACCUCAUCCGCAGGAUCGACAUUCCUGGUUCGAUGUCGCAAAUUCCCUUCCCUCGUGGGCUCGGAGCCGGCCAAGCACCCCCAUCUUUUCCUGGUGCGUACCGGUCCUGAUUUAUGCGACACACAAACACGUUAUUGUGUAACAACAAAUCCUGUCACGCGCGAAUGCAACCACCCUGCAUCCGCGUUGUAUCAUUCGUUCGCGUUUUGGGUAGCGACAGCGGCGCGGCUCUGGACUGUACAGUUGUUGGCUGUCGUUUGCAUUUGAUGAGUGGGCGUUUCAAGCUUGGCGAUGUCGUGGGUUGAUUCUUAUCUUUAUUGCUUUCUAUAAUCAGUUUGGGGCGGCUUGUACAGUGUGUGUGGCACCGGCCUGGGAAAGGCGAUGCUUCGAUUAUUGGUGGGGUCCAAAUCUUCAGUUUUCUGCUGUCCACGAUAGCACACAAUCGGC